AUGACGGAGGACGGCGAGCGGCGGCGGCGUGCCGACGAGCGCCUGACGGAGUGGAAGCUCGAGGAGUCCAUGGCCGCCUUUUUGGAGGAGGAUGCAGAGGAGCCCGAUCAGCAAGCCACCAAAGCCGUUGUUGAGGAGGUCGCCGAGCCUCCCAAGUUGCUGCGGGUUGCCUCCUGA
Messenger RNA from Symbiodinium sp. CCMP2456, 177 nucleotides. NCBI's taxonomy places the organism in Eukaryota, Dinophyceae, Suessiales, Symbiodiniaceae. The record is from the annotation of a GenBank genome assembly.